Molecule: messenger RNA, 997 nt
Organism: Bombyx mori (domestic silkworm)
Lineage: Eukaryota; Metazoa; Arthropoda; Insecta; Lepidoptera; Bombycidae
Product: WAP four-disulfide core domain protein 2
Exons: 3
Coding region: 494-898 (134 amino acids)
Cellular component (GO): extracellular region
Molecular function (GO): serine-type endopeptidase inhibitor activity
Source: RefSeq, a predicted model, not a curated record
ACAACAGGUCCUACCACCAGUAAUUACGCAAAUUAUAAUUUUGCAGGUUUGAUUUUUAUUACACGAUGUUAUUCCUUCACCGUGGAAGUCAAUCUUGAAAAUUUUUAAGUACGUAUUUCAUUAUUUCACGAUGAGCAUUAUUCUUAAAAGUCUUAUAAAUUCGUUUGAAAGGCAAAACUAACAUGAAAAUAACAUGACUAACUUAAUUCGAGGAUGUUAACGUGUCGUAUUCAUGAACCUAAUAUAAUGUAUUACCGGGAACUGAUAAUAAUAAAUGUUGUUCGCAUUCACUGUAUUGACAUAAAAAAAACAUUUACUGUUUAUUAGCGAUCAAUCCGAUUCGCUCACGCAAACCCGUCACAUGUACAUCGCAAUUAGUAAAUUAGAAAAUCGUCUGUGGAUAAUAGAGAUAAUUUGUUUAUAGGAUAUUAAGUUAAAAUAGUGUGUGUGUGUGGACUACGAAUUUGUCGUUAUAAUCUCAGCUGUGUUGCGAAUGACCCGUGAGUUCAAGAGUCCAGAAAUGGUGCGUUGUUUACUUCUAAUUAUCGUGUCCUGCCUCACAUCGUACUCGCUGUGCGGUUCGUGUCCUCCGACGUUGUCCGUGGACAUUUGCGAGCCAAUGUGUGGUCCCGGUCAGGAGUGUAACGGGACUCAGCUCUGCUGUCCCACGCACUGCGGUGGAGCCAUGUGUGUUGAUGCGAUGACUCAGAGGCACUUUGUUCAUUUAGUAAAGAAAGGUAAUUGCCCCGAGUUUCCGCGCGGCCCGUGGAUCUGCUCCCACACUUGCACCGGCGACUCGGACUGCCCUCGUGCCCUCAAGUGCUGUCACAACCGCUGCGGGGUCCUCACCUGUCAGAAGCCGGAAAUAGAUCCCGAACCAUUUGUUGAACUUCCAUAGAUAUAAUUUUGAAAAUACAUAGGUAUAUAUAUAUCUACAAAAAGAGUGUUGCCAGAAUUAGGUUUUAUGGAGAGCCGUAAUUAUAACUAUACCACAAGA